Vanessa tameamea is the source of this 1000-nucleotide messenger RNA. Its product is annotated as phosducin-like protein. Lineage: Eukaryota; Metazoa; Arthropoda; Insecta; Lepidoptera; Nymphalidae. The transcript has a single exon. Gene Ontology annotation, biological process: regulation of G protein-coupled receptor signaling pathway. Bases 166 to 972 code for a protein of 268 amino acids. The record is from RefSeq and is a predicted model, not a curated record.
AAUUAUGGUUUAUUGCAUUCGCAAUUGGCAUUAGUUUGUGAUUACCAGUAAAUGUUGAAGUAGUAAAUAAUAAAGGCUUAAUUAAUUCAUUAUUGCUGUUUUUGUAAUUAAUUUUAUCAAAACAAUUUUACCCUAUUGGUGAAUUAUCAAGAAUUUUUCUACAUUAUGGCUACUUUGGAAGAUAAAAUUCUGGGUGAGAAAUUGCAAAACUAUUGUAGCAGCAGUGAAGAUGAGGGUUCUGGUGAUGAAGACAGUCAAAGCGGUGAUGAGGAAGGGAAUGCUUCUAAAAUGUGUUCGGUGCGCGCAGAACCUCCACCUAUUAAUAACUGGAACGGUUCCGCCACCAACACUGGUCCAAAAGGUGUACUUGAAGAUUGGAAGAGAUUUAAACAGUUAGAAGCUGAAAACCGUAAAGAAUUGGCUAAAGAGCGUAUUGCUCUCGCUAAGAAACUUACCUUAACCGUAAAAACAGCACAAGAAGAAGAAGAAGCAAAAGAAAUUGAUGAGCUAGAGGAUGAAUUAAAUGAGCUAAUGGAUGAGGAUUUCUUGAUGAAAUACCAGCAACAGAGAAUGCAAGAAUUAAUGGCUCAAUUACAAAAAGCACCUAAAUUUGGGAAGGUACUAACAUUAAACAGCCAAGAAGAGUUUUUAAAUGCUAUUGAUAAAGAAGACAGCAAAGUUACAAUUAUUGUACAUAUUUAUAAUAAUGGUGUUAAAGCAUGUGAGAGUAUGGAUGGCUGUCUACGGUUAUUAGCACCUGAUUAUCCAGCUGUGAAAUAUUGUAGGAUAGCUGCUGAUAUUACGGGACUGAGUCGUCACUUCCGCAUCGAUGGAGUACCAGCUUUAUUAGUGUAUAAGGGGGGACAAAUAAUUGGUAAUUUUGUAAAACUUGCAAAUGAACUUGGUGAAGAUUUCUUUGCAACUGAUGUUGAGAAAUUUUUAAUAGAGUAUGGAAUGUUACCAGAAAACUAAUUUUUUUUUGAUAAUAUUACAUUGCUUA